GAUAUAUAUACAAUAUAAUAACAAAAAUAUUGUUAUAACCUUUACAUACAAUCGCCCAGUUUAAACAAAGAAAAAUGUCUGAACUACAGAAAGUUUUCGAAGCAUUCGCUUCCUUUGGUUGCGGCCCCACCACUGAAAUGGAUAACAGCCACUUCUCGAAGAUGCUCAAAGAGGCAAAGGUCAUUGGUAAGGUAUUCACAGCCACCGACGCUGAUCUUCUUUUCAACAAGAUCAAGAGAAAGGGGGAGCGUAAGAUUAUCUUCGAGGAGUUCACAGGCAGGGCGAUCCCGGAGAUCGCGGCAAAGCUAAAGAAGAGUGAGGAGGCUGUGGUGGAGAUGAUCUCGAACGCCUCUCCACAGGCGCGCGCGACGAAGACGGAUAAUGUUAAAUUUCAUGACGACAAGAGCUCCUACACCGGUGUCUAUAAGGCGGGGGGACCGAGUAAUAUCGACCGCAACUCCGCUUCGUUAGCUGGUGUGGUGGAUCGCCGCGUGGAGACGGUGGAUAAUCGCGGAACGGUUCCUAAACAACACUAGAAUAAAAUCUUUUAUAUAUAAAUAUAUAUAUAUAUUUAUUUAUUUAUUUACUAAUGGCACGAAAAGCUGCACCCGAAUGAUGCGAUGUCGUUCACUGUUGAUCGAUUCCAUUGUCUAUGAAGCAAAAUAAAGAAUUUGUCUUUGUUUUUUAAAAAUUGGUUUGCUGAACAUGCUUCACGGCACUGGACCAUUUUUUUUUUAGCCACAAUUUGUUUUCUAUAUGCAUUGAUUAUUAUUUUAUUGGGAAAAAAAUGGGGUAAUAUGUAUUCGACGUCUUUCAUUUUUCUUAGAAUUGUAAAAAGUUUCAAUAUUAAAUUUUAUUAUUAGGCACAAUGGUGUCAAAUGGGGAAAAAAGUUCGUGUAUCACUUGAAUGACGGGUCGCUGCAGCCGUUCUGAUAGCAAAAGACUGCUUUUGAUUGUUUCUCACAUAAUUGGUCUUCACUUUUCCCGCAUUUUUCACCUCUACUUUGAGGUAAAAUAAGUUUGAUUUCUAUAGAAUAGCUCACGCUUGCACAUCUAAGUUCUAUAUAGGUAUAUUUAGACAAGCAAACCCAGAUAUAUAUGUGAAUAUAGGUAUAUGUAUACAAGGAUUUAUUUAAUCUUUUAAAUCAGUAUUUAUUAUUAGUUU
Messenger RNA from Phytomonas sp. EM1, 1165 nucleotides. NCBI's taxonomy places the organism in Eukaryota, Euglenozoa, Kinetoplastea, Trypanosomatida, Trypanosomatidae. The record is from the annotation of a GenBank genome assembly.